GUUGCUAUGGGAAAGCAGCCGCAGUUAGGAGAGCUCACGACUCCUUUUCAAACAUACAACCUGUCACAGUCGCUAGAUCUUCCAGUUGUCACGCUAUUCGUAUCGUCUCCAGAGCAAUCGUUGUAAGUGAUGCACUCCGCUGAAACCCUUGUUCCCUGCCCUCCGUGGCCGCAAUUGCGCACACACCACCAUCAUCUCACACGCCGUUUCGCCCACAUCAAGCUGCCACUCGUCCUCUCCACACAACGCACUCGCACCACGAAAGGCAUUGCUGACGACAGUCUGCUCCUAUCGCAGACAUGAGUUCCGGCGUGCGCAACCUCCGCGCCAUGUUCGAGCAGAACGCAGCUUCUUCUCCUGAACCCCGCGGCCGUUCCCCAGGAAGCUCUUCGGCGGCCGACGACACCAGUCGCCCAACCUCCAAAGUGCGCGCCUCGUUCGUUUCCGUCGAGCACCCAAUCCCCGUCGAGCACACGAUGCCCCAAGCCAGCGAUUUUGUGGGCGCCAACAAGGCAGCCCCGUCCAACAGCACAGCUGCGAAUCGCCGCGAAAGCUUCAGCGUGUCCCAGGACACUACUGGAGAGGUUGCAGAGCUCAGGCAAAGCAUUAGCGACGAGCGGGAGGAGCGCAGGAAGAGUGUUGCCAUCAUUGAGGCUGUUCCAGAGCAGGCCAUAGCCUCGCGGGAGUCUUCAGCUGGUCCACCACCCAUCAGGAACGAGCCCGAGGGUGACCUGGUGAAUUUGGGUCACAUCAUGAAGGGCUCUGUCUUUCCCGAGUCUUCAGCAGAUACAGACGCUGGUGCACCUCAGCCGGAGGAAGCGCCAGCCCCUGAGCUGCCUGCAGUCGUGGAGGAGUCUGCGAAGGAGGACGAGGCUGCUUUGGCGCCAGUUCGAGAGACACCUGUUGAGAACCUCAACCAGGCUACAACAGAAGCGGAAGAAGAGGUUUCUCUGAAGCCAGCGGAUGCGACCGAUGCUUCUACUGUCCCCAGUGACAAUACUCUUCCUUCGUCCGCUCAAGAGUCGAAGCCAGCGAGCAACGAGCCCGCCGUGGCCUCACUAGCUCCUCCAGCCGAGAUCACUGUUGCGACACCGAAGCCUGCUCCAGGUAGCGCCAAGACGAAUGGAACACCCGCGACCAAGGGCAAGCUCGAGCCUAAGAAGCCCGCAGCUAUCUCUACCUCCAAAGCUUCUGCGUCUAAGAGCACACCAGUCAAGAGCCCGCUGCCCAGGGCUGCACUGAAGACGCCGACUAACCUCAAGCCUUCAGCAGCUGUGCCUAAGGCUGUCACACUUGUCUCGAAGCCCGCUGCGGCUGCUAAGCCUGCAGUGAAGCCAGUUUCGAAGGAGCCUGCUAAGGUACCUGCGCCAAAGCCGAAGACCAGCCAUACAUCGCUGCGACAAUCGACGGCCCCGGCAUCCACCGUCGCUGCAAAAGCAAAGACGGUCGCUGCUGAGAGCAAGAAGCCUGCAGCUACCAAGCCAAAGUACGUAUUGUGUGGCUCCGAGAUGUCGCGGGUCUAACCCAACUGUAAUAGGGAAAUUACCGCCACCUCCCCUCCGUCUAUCAAGAAGCCGAAGGCUAGGUCACCCACUCGUCCUGUUGCGCUUAACUCGCGCCUCACUGCUCCCACUGCGGCCUCCGCCGCGAAGCUGCAAGGAGAAGAAGCAAAGGU
Boeremia exigua is the source of this 1675-nucleotide messenger RNA. RefSeq lists its product as uncharacterized. Bases 300 to 1523 code for a protein of 407 amino acids. The transcript has a single exon. The record is from RefSeq and is a predicted model, not a curated record. Lineage: Eukaryota; Fungi; Ascomycota; Dothideomycetes; Pleosporales; Didymellaceae.